AACAAACACUGGCAACCAACCCACUUCACUUACCUUCGACCAAGGAAAAACUUGAUUAAUUAAACAUUGCCCUUCACUUUCACCACUCUCUCUCGUUCCUCAUCAAAACGUCAAUCCCACUCUUCCACUCUCCCCCCAACGUUUCGACAUUUCCUUCCACUUCGCUGUUCAUAUAUUGAUACCGCAUAUUCAGAUCUGUUCGACGACUUUGCUGUCCUCCGGCAACAGAACACGAUACAUACCCUCAUACGGACACAUACACAUCCAAAUACAACUACAAUGUCGGCGCAGACAGGCACCACCGCCAACUACGACUACCUGCGCCGCAAGCAGUCCGUCAAGGCGCCUGUAUCAUCAGUGGCUCCCGUUCGCAAGCCUGUCCGCACACCCAGCGAGCGCAACAGCAAUGGCACUGUGAGCUCCUACGACACUGCCAACACCCGGGAGACCAACAUCACAGAGCCCCCUACCUACUCCAAGAAGCUCGUCGUUGUUGGAGAUGGCGGCUGCGGAAAGACAUGUCUUCUCAUCAGCUAUAGCACCGGCAACUUCCCUGAGAAAUAUGUACCAACUGUCUUCGAGAACUACAUCACUCACACACCACAUCCUCCUACCGGAAAGAUGGUUGAGCUUGCUCUCUGGGAUACUGCCGGUCAAGAGGAGUACGAUCGAUUGAGGCCGCUCUCUUACCCCGAGACAGAUAUCUUGUUCGUCUGCUUCGCCAUUGAUUGCCCCAACUCGCUCGAGAACGUCAUGGACAAAUGGUACCCCGAAGUUCUUCACUUCUGCCCAACCACCCCAAUCAUGCUUCUCGGCCUCAAAUCAGAUCUUCGCAACAAGAGGUCAUGCAUUGAACUACUCAAGACACAAGGCCUCACACCAGUGACGCCCGAGCAGGGCAGGGCAGUAGCAAAGAAGAUGGGCGCGCACUAUAUGGAGUGCAGUAGUAAGGAGCAAGACGGUGUCGAGGAGAUCUUCGACAUGGCCGUGACAACAGCGGUAGGAGAGGAGUACAAGGAGCCAGAGGAGACGGGCGUGCCGCGUUCUGCAUUCACAGGUGGUAAGAAGCCUAAGAAGCGGAGCUGCAAAGUCCUCUAAGCAUUUCUCUUUCGUUUCUUGUAGAGUCCGUGGUACUGAGCAACCCCAACCCGCCGCCUUCGGUAGGAUUAUCAAGAUUCACGACGCUGGACGACACGAUCGAGAUGCUUAAUGACCGUAUCAUGGACAUAUUUACCUUUCUUCGCACCCUUUUCGAGCAUCCUAGUCGUGGUAUAGCGGCUACUGGGGGGAACCACAUUGGCGUUCGGGAUCUGUCAUACACAAAUCGGAGGAGUUAGUCUGCAGCGCCCUCCUCUUCUGCACAUCCAAAUUUCCUUUCCUUUUCUCUUGUUUGUAUUCUGGUAUCUGGUAUCUGAACGGGGUUGUCCGAGGAGCUUCCCGCCGUGUAAAAGAAGUGAAUUUGAAACGAAUUUUCCAUUGCCUCG
This is a messenger RNA of Aaosphaeria arxii CBS 175.79, 1484 nucleotides long. RefSeq names its product GTP-binding protein-like protein rho4. Gene Ontology annotation, biological process: small GTPase-mediated signal transduction. The transcript is spliced from 3 exons. Gene Ontology annotation, molecular function: GTP binding; GTPase activity. The record is from RefSeq and is a predicted model, not a curated record. Lineage: Eukaryota; Fungi; Ascomycota; Dothideomycetes; Pleosporales. Bases 280 to 1098 code for a protein of 272 amino acids.